Vigna angularis (adzuki bean) is the source of this 574-nucleotide messenger RNA. RefSeq lists its product as uncharacterized. Bases 304 to 558 code for a protein of 84 amino acids. The record is from RefSeq and is a predicted model, not a curated record. NCBI's taxonomy places the organism in Eukaryota, Viridiplantae, Streptophyta, Magnoliopsida, Fabales, Fabaceae. The transcript is spliced from 5 exons.
CUAUUUUGUUUUUUCCUAAUUUUUUAUGUUUUUCUUCUAUUAAUUUCACUAAUUUUUCUCCUAGAUUGGUGGGGAUUGUGUUUGGAUUGGUGGAGAAAUUAGCGGCGUUAGCACGAGAGAGAGGAGGAGGGAGCCUUGAAUGCCGAAUCCACGGCGGUGAUUGGAGAAUUUUGAAGAUAUGGGAUACUGCUGGGCAAGAGAGAUUCCAAAGUCUCCGGGUUGCAUUUUAUAGAGGCGCGGAUUGCUGUGUUCUUGCGUAUGAUGUUAAUGUGAUGCAAUCUUUCGAUACCCUUGACAACUGGCAUGAGGAGUUUCUCAAACAGGCAAACCCACCCGAUCCAAGGUCAUUUCCAUUUAUUUUGCUUGGAAACAAGAUUGAUAUUGAUGGCGGGAAUAGUCGAGUGGUUUCUGAGAAGAAAGCAAAGGAUUGAUGUGCUUCAAAAGGGAAUAUUCCCUAUUUUGAAACAUCCGCAAAAGAAGAUUUCAAUGUUGAUGCUGCAUUCCUGUGUAUUGCCAAGGCUGCUCUUGCCAAUGAGCACGAACAAGACAUAUCUUUAAUGAUUCAUCUCCCAUG